Molecule: messenger RNA, 684 nt
Organism: Perognathus longimembris pacificus (Pacific pocket mouse)
Lineage: Eukaryota; Metazoa; Chordata; Mammalia; Rodentia; Heteromyidae
Product: translation initiation factor IF-2-like
Exons: 2
Coding region: 1-684 (227 amino acids)
Source: RefSeq, a predicted model, not a curated record
AUGGGGGACCUGUCUGGGCUGAUGCUGCAGGAGCCCCAGAAUCUGCUACAGGAAAUGAUCACAGGGCGCCUGUCAGAGGCCUGCCUGAUCUCUGUGGGUGCCCUGCAGGGUCACCGCCGGUUCUGGCUGGAGUUAGUGGGGGCUCAGGGGCAGCUCGAGUCGGGCUGUCCCCGAUCCCUGGACCCGGACCCCAGCCGGAGCCCCCGCGCGGGUGGGACGCGGUCCCCGGAGCAGCUCCAGGCGGGCCUCGUUUCGGGGCGCGCUCAGCCCUCGCCGGGGGGCGCCGAACACCGGCCCGGGCUGGAGGGGAGCCCUGGGAUCCGCCCCUGGAUCCGCCCCGGGAGCCACUCCUGGAUCCGCCCCGGAUCCGCCCCUGGAUCCGCCCCGGAUCCGCCCCUGGAUCCGCCCCUGGAUCCGCCCCGGAUCCGCCCCUGGAUCCGCCCCGGGAGCCGCUCCUGGAGCCGCCCCAGAUCCGCCCCUGGAGCCGCCCCGGAUCCGCCCCUGGAUCCGCCCCUGGAGCCGCCCCGGAUCCGCCCCUGGAUCCGCCCCGGAGCCGCUCCUGGAGCCGCCCCAGAUCCACCCCCUGGAGCCGCCCCGGAUCCGCCCCUGGAGCCGCCCCGGAGCCGCCCCUGGAUCCGCCCCGGGAGCCGCCCCGGGAGCUGCCCCGGAUCCACAGGGCGGUGA